AUGACUUCUGGGAUUUCAGCUCAAAGAGGCUCCGGCCAGAAGAGUUUUUUUGCCAGCUCAGAUGACUCCAAAAUCUGUGUGGUCAUGGUUGGCCUUCCAGCCCGGGGCAAGAGUCUCAUAGCUGGAAAGGCCAUGCGAUAUCUGGGCUGGGUCGGUAUACCAGCUCGAGUAUUCAACGUGGGCACCUACCGCCGUCAGGACACUCCGCAACCAACUGCUACUUUCUUUGAUCCUCACAAUCCUGAGGGAGAGAGGAUGAGAAGAGCGGCUGCCGAGGCGGCAUUGUCAGACAUGCUGAACUGGUUCAAAGCCGGAAAAGGCGUUGUAGCCAUCCUUGAUGCCACGAAUUCAACAAAAACACGGCGUCGCUGGAUCUAUGAGACUUGUCACGAAGCUAAUAUUGAGACACUGUUUGUUGAAUCGAUAUGUGAUGAUGAGGACCUCAUUAUGAACAACAUUCUGGAAGUGAAAACUACUUCGCCUGAUUACAAAGGACAGGAUCCUGAAGCCGCCGCGCUGGAUUUCCGAAACCGCAUCCGCAAUUACGAAAAAGUCUAUGAGACCAUCGACGAUGACGAGAGAAGCUUCACCUAUGUAAAACUCAUUAAUGUCGGCUCCACGGUCAUCAUCAACCAGAUCAAAGACUAUCUCUCGAGUCGACUGGUCUACUACAUCCAGAACCUCCAUAUCAAACCUCGCUCGAUCUGGCUUUCUCGCCAUGGUGAGUCAGAAUACAAUCUGACAGGCAAGAUUGGCGGGGACUCCAAUAUCUCAGAACGUGGCGAAGCUUAUGCUCGGGCUCUCCCUGGGCUUUUGCGAAAGUCUGGUGUUCCUCCCAAUACAAAGAUUGUCAUUUGGACGUCCACUCUCAAACGUACAAUUCAGACUGCUCGGCACCUUGCGGCUGAGACAGGCUACGAGAAGUUAGAGUGGAAAGCUCUUGAUGAGCUUGACUCGGGUGUCUGUGAUGGGCUCACCUAUGAGGAAAUUGCGGACCAGUACCCUGAUGACUUUGCGGCCCGUGAUGAGGAUAAGUACAAUUACCGUUACAGAGGCGGCGAGUCCUAUCGCGAUGUUGUGAUUCGCCUAGAGCCGAUCAUCAUGGAGCUGGAACGCAGUGAGAACGUCAUGAUUGUGACACAUCAAGCUGUCUUGCGUUGCAUCUAUGCCUAUUUCCUCAAUGUGCCUCAAGAACAAAGCCCUUGGAUGGAGGUUCCUCUCCAUACAUUAAUCAAACUUACGCCUCGUGCAUACGGCACUGAGGAACAACGCUUCAAAGCCGACAUCCCUGCCGUAUCCACAUGGCGUGCGAAGGGCACAUCAGCGAAACAUCAAGACUACCCCACCGAACUUCAAAAAUAA
Messenger RNA from Aspergillus clavatus NRRL 1, 1362 nucleotides. Its product is annotated as bifunctional nucleoside/nucleotide kinase/histidine phosphatase family protein. Gene Ontology annotation, molecular function: 6-phosphofructo-2-kinase activity; fructose-2,6-bisphosphate 2-phosphatase activity; ATP binding. The record is from RefSeq and is a predicted model, not a curated record. Gene Ontology annotation, cellular component: cytosol. NCBI's taxonomy places the organism in Eukaryota, Fungi, Ascomycota, Eurotiomycetes, Eurotiales, Aspergillaceae. The transcript has 4 exons. Gene Ontology annotation, biological process: fructose metabolic process; fructose 2,6-bisphosphate metabolic process. Bases 1 to 1362 code for a protein of 453 amino acids.